This is a messenger RNA of Sorex fumeus (smoky shrew), 4395 nucleotides long. RefSeq names its product ATP binding cassette subfamily B member 11 (gene ABCB11). The transcript is spliced from 29 exons. Gene Ontology annotation, cellular component: membrane. Lineage: Eukaryota; Metazoa; Chordata; Mammalia; Eulipotyphla; Soricidae. Gene Ontology annotation, biological process: transmembrane transport. The record is from RefSeq and is a predicted model, not a curated record. The coding region runs from base 132 to 4193 and encodes 1353 amino acids. Gene Ontology annotation, molecular function: ATP binding; ATP hydrolysis activity; ABC-type transporter activity.
CUUUAUACUGAGGAAAGCUGAAGUUGAAAAAGGUAGUAAAAUCUCUUUGCUCUCCAUCAUAGAAUCCAUUAUUUCUCUUGAAUUUCUCAAAGUUAUAUUCACAGGGCUGUUGACUUCUGAUUGUAGUUACCAUGUCUGAGUCCAUUGUUCUUCGAAGUGUAAAGAAAUUUGGAGAAGAGAAUCAUGUUUUUGAAUCAGAUGGAUCGCAUACUGACAAGAGUUCAAGGAUAAAAGAUGGAAAGAAACAAAACAGCAAUCAAGUUGGCUUCUUUCAAUUGUUUCGUUUUUCUUCAACGACUGACAUUUGGCUGAUGUUUGUGGGAAGUUUAUGUGCAUUUCUCCAUGGACUCUCCCAUCCAGGAGUACUACUCAUUUUUGGCACAAUGACAGAUGUUUUUAUUGAAUAUGACAUUGAAUUACAAGAACUCCAGAUCCCUGGAAAAGCCUGUAUAAAUAACACCAUAGUAUGGAUCAACAGCUCUCUAAAUCAGAAUGUGACAAACGGAACACGCUGCGGGUUGUUCAACAUUGAAAGUGAAAUGAUCACAUUUGCCAGUUACUAUGCAGGAGUGGCUGUCGCUGUUCUAAUCACAGGAUAUAUGCAAAUAUGCUUUUGGGUAAUUGCUGCAGCUCGUCAGGUACAUAAAAUGAGAAAAAUUUACUUUAGGAGAAUAAUGAGAAUGGAGAUGGGAUGGUUUGACUGCAAUUCAGUGGGAGAGCUCAACACAAGAUUUUCUGAUGAUAUUAACAAAGUUAAUGAUGCCAUUGCUGACCAAAUGGCCAUGUUCAUUCAGCGCAUGACAACGAGCAUCUGUGGCUUUUUGCUGGGAUUUUACCAGGGCUGGAAACUAACCUUGGUCAUUAUCUCUGUCAGCCCUCUCAUUGGGAUUGGGGCAGCCAUCAUUGGUCUGAGCGUGUCCAAGUUCACUGAUCAUGAAUUGAAGGCAUAUGCUAAAGCAGGAUCAGUGGCUGAUGAAGUCAUUUCAGCUAUUAGAACUGUGGCUGCUUUCGGUGGUGAGAAUAAAGAGGUUGAAAGGUAUGAGAGUAACUUGGUUUUUGCCCAGCGUUGGGGAAUAAGGAAAGGGAUAGUCAUGGGAUUCUUUACUGGAUUCAUGUGGUGCCUCAUCUUCUUCUGUUAUGCACUGGCCUUCUGGUAUGGCUCCAAACUUGUCCUGGAAGAUGGAGAAUAUUCAGCAGGAACUCUUGUUCAGAUUUUCCUCAGUGUUAUAGUAGGAGCUUUAAAUCUUGGCAAUGCAUCUUCUUGUUUGGAAGCUUUUGCAACUGGGCGUGCAGCAGCCACCAGCAUUUUUGAGACAAUAGACCGGAAACCCAUCAUCGACUGCAUGUCAGAAGAUGGUUACAAGUUGGAUCGAAUUAAGGGUGAAAUUGAAUUCCAUAAUGUGACUUUUCACUAUCCUUCCAGACCUGAUGUGAAGUUUCCAGGAACAAGGAAUAGGCACAAUUUCCCUGGAAGUGUCCUCAGGUAUCGUGCCCUGCUCUGUCAUUACUCAGACAACAGACUUCAUUCCUUUGUGAUAUCCAUUAUUUUAAAUAACCUCAGUAUGGUCAUUAAAUCUGGGGAAAUGACAGCUGUGGUAGGAUCCAGUGGAGCCGGGAAAAGCACAGCACUGCAGCUCAUUCAGCGAUUCUAUGACCCCAGUAAAGGCAUGGUAACUUUAGAUGGCCAUGACAUUCGUUCUCUUAAUAUCCAGUGGCUUAGAGCACAGAUUGGGAUAGUGGAGCAAGAGCCAGUUCUGUUUUCCACCACCAUUGCAGAAAAUAUACGCUAUGGGAGAGAAGAUGCAACCAUAGAAGAUAUAGUUUGUGCUGCGAAGGCAGCCAAUGCCUAUAACUUCAUCAUGGACCUUCCACAGAAAUUUGACACUCUUGUUGGAGAAGGAGGAGGCCAAAUGAGUGGUGGCCAGAAACAGAGAAUAGCCAUUGCUCGGGCCCUUGUCCGAAACCCCAAGAUCUUGCUUUUGGACAUGGCCACCUCAGCGCUCGACAAUGAGAGUGAAGCUAUGGUACAAGAGGCACUGAGUAAGAUCCAACAUGGGCAUACAAUCAUCUCAGUCUCUCAUCGCCUCUCCACCGUCAGAGCUGCAGAUGUCAUUAUUGGUUUUGAACAUGGUACAGCAGUGGAAAGAGGCACCCAUGAAGAACUCUUGGAAAGGAAAGGAGUUUACUUUACUCUAGUGACUUUACAAAGCCAAGGAGAUUCAGCUCUUAACAAAGAGGAUGUAAAGGGAAAAGAUGAAACAGAAGAGUCUGGACUUGAGAGCAGGAAGAACUUUAGCAGAGGGAGCUACCGAGAUAGUUUAAGAGCUUCCCUCCGGCAACGCUCCAAAUCUCAACUUUCAUACCUGGUGCAGGAAUCACAGUCAGCUAUUGAAGAAGACAGAAAGGAAAAGAACAUUCCUGAGGAAGAAGAAGUUGAACCUGCCCCAAUCAGGAGGAUUCUGAAAUUCAACGCUCCAGAAUGGCCCUACAUGCUGGUGGGGUCUGUGGGAGCUGCUGUCAAUGGAUCUGUCACACCCCUUUAUGCCUUUUUAUUCAGCCAGAUUCUUGGGACUUUUUCACUUCCUGAUAAAGAAGAACAAAGAACUCAGAUCAAUGGCGUAUGCCUGCUCUUUGUAGCUAUGGGCUUUGUUUCCCUCUGCACACAGUUUCUACAGGGGUAUGCUUUUGCUAAAUCUGGAGAGCUCCUCACAAAAAGGCUACGUAAAUUUGGUUUCAGAGCAAUUUUAGGGCAAGACGUUGGCUGGUUUGAUGACUUCAGAAAUAGCCCUGGAGCACUAACAACAAGGCUUGCUACAGAUGCUUCCCAAGUCCAAGGGGCUGCUGGCUCUCAAAUCGGGAUAAUGGUCAAUUCCUUGACUAACAUCAUUGUGGCCAUGGUCAUUGCCUUCUCCUUCAGCUGGAAGCUUAGUCUAGUCAUAAUGUGCUUCUUCCCCUUCUUGGCUUUAUCAGGAAUUGCACAAACCAAAAUGUUGACAGGAUUUGCUUCUCAAGACAAGCAGGCUCUGGAGGUUGCAGGACAGAUUACAAAUGAAGCCCUCAGUAAUAUCCGCACAGUUGCUGGAGUUGGAAAGGAGAAGCAUUUUAUUGAAGCAUUUGAAAGAGAAUUGGAGAAGCCAUUCAAGACAGCCAUUCGGAAAGCAAAUAUUUAUGGAUUCUGCUUUGGUUUUUCCCAGAGCAUAGUGUUUGUUGCAAAUUCUGCUUCCUAUAGAUAUGGGGGAUACUUAAUUCUCAGUGAGGGGCUCCAUUUCAGCUACGUGUUCAGGGUGAUCUCAUCAGUUGUACUAAGUGCCACAGCUAUUGGAAGAGCCUCCUCUUACACCCCGAGUUAUGCCAAAGCCAAAAUUGCGGCUGCACGUUUUUUUCAAUUGCUAGACAGACGCCCCCCAGUAAAUGUGUAUAGCAGUGCAGGUGAAAAAUGGGACAACUUUCAAGGGAAGAUUGACUUUAUUGACUGUAAAUUUACGUAUCCUACUCGACCUGAUAUACGAGUUCUGAAUGGUCUCUCAGUGUCAGUUAGUCCAGGGCAAACACUGGCAUUUGUUGGAAGCAGUGGAUGUGGCAAAAGUACCAGCAUUCAAUUAUUGGAACGUUUCUAUGAUCCUGAUCAAGGGAAGGUGAUGAUUGAUGGACAUGAUAGCAAAAGAGUUAAUGUCCAGUUUCUUCGCUCAAAUAUUGGGAUUGUCUCCCAGGAACCAGUGUUGUUUGCCUGUAGCAUAAUGGACAAUAUCAAGUAUGGAGACAACACUAAAGAAAUUUCUAGGGAAAGAGUCAUAGAAGCUUCAAAACAGGCACAGCUGCAUGACUUUGUCAUGUCACUCCCAGAGAAAUAUGAAACUAAUGUUGGAUCCCAGGGCUCUCAACUAUCUAGAGGGGAGAAACAACGCAUUGCUAUUGCCCGAGCCAUUGUACGAGAUCCUAAAAUCUUGCUACUUGAUGAAGCUACUUCUGCAUUAGAUACAGAAAGUGAAAAGACGGUGCAGGUAGCCCUGGACAAGGCCAGAGAAGGUCGUACCUGCAUUGUCAUUGCCCAUCGUUUGUCUACCAUCCAGAAUUCAGAUAUCAUUGCUGUCAUGUCACAGGGAGUAGUGGUUGAAAAGGGGACCCACGAAGAGCUAAUGGCCCAGAAAGGUGCCUACUACAAACUGGUCACUACAGGAGCCCCCAUCAGUUGAUGUGGAUGAAGAAAUUUAUGUACAUAUAAUGUUCCAAUUAUAUGAGUGCUUUCAGUUGUUUUUCUUGAAGUAUUGAUAUUUUGCUUUUAAAGGCAUUGUUAUAUGUUGGAAACAAACUAAUUUCUAAUGAUCCUCAAUAAAAACUUAGUUUUAGAUUUCUCUAUCCAGAAACAUGAGCAACUAAAUUCAGUGUGAGUGAAAA